AUGCGCAUCCUGCAGACCAACUUGGGACGGUCGAGACGAGCACAAGACCUGCUCUACCAAACCAUACGAGAGAGCACGGUCGCCCUAGCGGUAAUGACCGAACUAUACAGAGUUCUAGAUACCCCGGACUGGACCGGAAGUGCAGACGAAAUAGUAGCGGUCACCUGGACAUCAACGCCGGGGGCGUUCGCCCACGCACUCCCGCUAGAGCGCGGGAACGGAUACGUCGCGGUCGAGUGGGCAGGAAUGGUGGUGGUGGGCGUGUACGUAUCACCCAACAGCGGAUGGGCAGCGUUCGAGGAGUUCCUGGACGGGAUUGGCGACUGCGUCAGACGGCACUUUCCCCGGCAGAUACUGGUGCUAGGAGACUUCAACGCGCACUCAGCGGAAUGGGCAAACCCCAGGACCAACGCGCGCGGCCGCGCGCUGUCAGACUGGGCCGCGGGACUUGGGCUCCUACUGGUGAACAGGGGCACGACCAGCACCUGCGUGACGUGGAGGGGGAGCUCAGUCGUUGACAUCACUUGGGCUUUCCCUGACACAUUCAGACGAAUCACAGGCUGGAGAGUAGCUGAAGGGAUCGAGACACUCUCGGACCACCUCUACAUAUUCAUGGAGGUGAAAGGCAUGCCUGGACCUGGAACGGUGACCGCCGGUAAUGGCCGCGACACACGGAGAAGAGGAAGUGCGCGCCCACCACCAAGGUGGAAAAGCAAGGAGAAGGACGACGAUCUACUUUGA
Molecule: messenger RNA, 741 nt
Organism: Bombus pyrosoma
Lineage: Eukaryota; Metazoa; Arthropoda; Insecta; Hymenoptera; Apidae
Exons: 1
Coding region: 1-741 (246 amino acids)
Molecular function (GO): catalytic activity
Source: RefSeq, a predicted model, not a curated record